Sipha flava (yellow sugarcane aphid) is the source of this 1377-nucleotide messenger RNA. RefSeq lists its product as uncharacterized. The coding region runs from base 1 to 1377 and encodes 458 amino acids. Gene Ontology annotation, biological process: DNA integration. Gene Ontology annotation, molecular function: nucleic acid binding. Lineage: Eukaryota; Metazoa; Arthropoda; Insecta; Hemiptera; Aphididae. The transcript has a single exon. The record is from RefSeq and is a predicted model, not a curated record.
AUGGCCCCAUUAAAAUCGUCGACCAUACCACGUUUGGAGCUGUGCGCAGCUCUGUUGUUAGCGAAGUGGAUGGCUCGAAUACGAAUAACAUUAAGCGUAAAACUAAAAAUAGUCGAUGUUUAUGCGUGGUCGGAUUCUGCUACUGUGUUGAAUUGGCUUCAGUAUCCACAUGAAUCGUUUAAAAUUUUUGUGUCAAACCGUGUGUACAAAAUCCAAUCUCUACUACCACAGUGUCGAUGGAGUUAUAUAUCGUCGAGUAGCAACCCAGCUGAUUGCAGUUCCCGGGGGCUCCUGCCGUCGGAGUUAAUAAAACACAAACUAUAUUUCAGGGGACCGGCGGUGUUGUACUUAUCCAAUGAAGAAUGGGACACCGCGGUUCCGGUAAUACCAGCUGAUCAGCUGCCCGAAAUAAAAGCCAUUCGCCCAGUGGUAAUAACUACGCACGUCGAAGAAAGUGAAUGGUACACCCAAUUUUCGUCGUGCGUACAGUUGAUCCGAGUAACGGCCCGCAUACGCCGAUUUAUUGCCAAAUGUCGAUGUCAGCCCGCACCCGUCGAAUAUAUCACGCGUGAUGAAUUCGAUCAAGCAGCGCUUGCGAUAUCGCGCUCUAGUCAAUUGUAUUAUUUCCAUAUGUUAAGACAAGAGUUGUCACAUAACCGUCCCGUGUCAAUGCGUCCAGUCGCCCGCCUACGGCCGUUCAUAGAUGAAAAAAAUCUGAUUCGUGUUGGUGGUCGAUUAUCCAGAUCAGACCUUCCGGACCACCAGAAGCAUCCGAUAUUGUUAAGCAAGUCGUCGUACUUCUCGUUAUUAGUGAUUCGUCAUUGGCAUGAAGUCACGGGUUAUAGCGAACCACAGAUUAUUUCGUCUCUUGUGUGUCGCACGUACUGGAUACUGUCGCUCCGCACGUUAACCCGCACCGUGAUCAGUCGGUGUACGAGAUGUGUUCGUCUCACGGUCGCCAAUCCUCAGCCGGUUAUGGCCGAUUUGCCAGCGUCACGCGUAACGGAAAGCCGCCCGUUUUCAAGGGUGGGAAUCGACUAUGCGGGCCCGUUAUUGGUAAAAGAAAGUCGACUUCGAAAAGCACGACAAAGUAAAAUAUAUGUGGCUGUCUUCGUAUGUUUUGCGGUUCGAGCGGUACACCUGGAGCUAGUUUCCGAUUUGAGUACCGAGGCGUUCAUGGCAGCUUUAAACCGGUUUGUAGCGCGUCGCGGUCUACCGUCCGAUAUUUUUAGUGAUUGCGGCACGAAUUUCAUAGGCGCUGAUAACCAGCUUCGCACCUUGGUGAACGAGCCGGCGGGUCGUGAUCAAUUAACGAGUGGUGUCCAGUGCAACUGGCAUUUCAACCCACGUAGUGCCCCGCAUUUCGGCGGACUGUAG